Messenger RNA from Varanus komodoensis (Komodo dragon), 9435 nucleotides. It is a transcript of the gene TNKS, whose product is annotated as tankyrase. NCBI's taxonomy places the organism in Eukaryota, Metazoa, Chordata, Lepidosauria, Squamata, Varanidae. Gene Ontology annotation, cellular component: nucleus; cytoplasm. The coding region runs from base 13 to 3912 and encodes 1299 amino acids. Gene Ontology annotation, molecular function: protein binding; NAD+ poly-ADP-ribosyltransferase activity. The transcript is spliced from 27 exons. The record is from RefSeq and is a predicted model, not a curated record.
AGGAGCUGGGAAAUGGCGGCGGCAUCAUCAUCGUCGUCGUCGCGUCGCUCGCAGCAGCAUCAUCACCACCCUCACCCUCCACCUCAUCACCCGGCCCAGUCGCCAGUGUCGCCGCCUCGGAGCCCCAACCUUUCCCCCACUGGAGCUUCCCCUCAGCAGCGGCCCACUCUGGCCGGUCCCGAAGGAGAGGCCCCCGCGAGCAGCGGACGGGAAGGGGCGGUGGCGGCGGCCGCGGCAGGGUCCGCCGAGAGGCCUUUUUCUCCGGAGAGUGGCGGCGAAGGCGCCGGGCCUCCCCAGCCGCCGGGCUCUGGGGCCAGUAGCGCUGCCAACAGCAGCAGCAGUAGCAGCAGCAGCAGCUCCGGCUCCUCGUCGUCUUCGUCGUCCUCGGCUGCUUCCAGCCCAGCCGCUGCUGAGAGCCCCGAGCCGCCUCCACCGCCGUUGCAGCCGCCGCCUCCGCCUGUGGGAAGCGGUGCCUUUCGGGAACUGCUCGAGGCCUGCCGCAAUGGGGACGUGACGCGGGUUAGACGCUUGGUGGAUGCCACCAACGUCAAUGCCAAGGAUAUGGCCGGGCGGAAAUCCACCCCUUUACACUUCGCUGCAGGUUUUGGAAGAAAGGAUGUAGUGGAGCACUUAUUACAGACAGGAGCCAAUGUCCAUGCUCGUGACGAUGGCGGACUGAUACCUCUUCAUAAUGCUUGUUCUUUUGGUCAUGCUGAGGUAGUUAGCCUCUUGCUGUGUCAGGGUGCAGAUCCAAAUGCCAGGGACAACUGGAACUACACUCCUCUGCAUGAAGCUGCUAUCAAAGGCAAGAUAGAUGUCUGUAUUGUAUUGCUGCAACAUGGAGCUGAUCCAAAUAUUCGGAACACAGAUGGGAAAUCAGCUUUGGAUCUUGCAGAUCCUUCUGCAAAGGCCGUACUUACAGGUGAAUACAAGAAGGACGAACUCCUGGAAGCUGCUAGGAGUGGCAAUGAAGAAAAACUAAUGGCUUUGUUGACACCUUUAAAUGUGAACUGCCAUGCAAGUGAUGGGCGGAAAUCGACUCCAUUACAUUUGGCUGCAGGAUACAACAGAGUUCGGAUAGUUCAGCUUUUGCUGCAGCAUGGUGCCGACGUCCAUGCAAAGGAUAAGGGUGGACUUGUGCCUCUGCACAAUGCAUGUUCCUAUGGACAUUAUGAAGUUACAGAAUUGCUGCUGAAACAUGGAGCUUGUGUUAAUGCAAUGGAUCUUUGGCAGUUUACUCCGUUACAUGAAGCUGCUUCCAAGAAUCGUGUGGAAGUUUGUUCUUUACUACUCAGCCAUGGUGCAGAUCCAACAUUAGUCAACUGUCAUGGCAAAAGUGCUGUUGACAUGGCCCCAACACCUGAGCUGAAAGAGAGGCUCACCUAUGAAUUCAAAGGACAUUCCUUACUACAAGCAGCAAAAGAAGCAGACUUAGCCAAAGUAAAGAAGACACUUGCCUUGGAGGUCAUUAAUUUCAAGCAGCCACAGUCCCAUGAGACAGCACUGCACUGUGCUGUGGCUUCUCUUCACCCCAAACGGAAACAAGUUACUGAGUUACUGCUCAGGAAAGGAGCCAACGUCAAUGAGAAAAACAAAGAUUUCAUGACUCCUUUGCAUGUCGCUGCUGAGCGAGCUCACAAUGAUGUUAUGGAAGUUCUUCAUAAACAUGGAGCAAAGAUGAAUGCACUAGACACCCUUGGACAAACAGCUUUGCACAGAGCUGCUUUGGCAGGUCACCUGCAGACUUGUCGCCUUCUGCUGAGUUAUGGCUCUGACCCCUCCAUCAUCUCCUUACAAGGUUUCACAGCAGCACAGAUGGGCAGCGAAGCAGUGCAGCAGAUACUCAAUGAGAGCACUCCAGUACAUACAUCUGAUGUGGAUUAUAGAUUGUUGGAAGCCUCUAAAGCUGGAGAUUUGGAAACUGUGAAGCAACUUUGCAGUCCCCAGAAUGUGAACUGCAGAGAUUUGGAGGGACGCCAUUCAACUCCACUGCAUUUUGCUGCGGGUUAUAACCGAGUCUCAGUAGUGGAAUACUUGCUUCACCAUGGAGCAGACGUUCAUGCAAAGGAUAAAGGUGGCUUAGUACCUCUACAUAAUGCCUGUUCAUAUGGACACUAUGAAGUGGCAGAAUUAUUGGUGAGACAUGGGGCAUCUGUCAAUGUGGCAGAUCUGUGGAAAUUUACACCACUCCAUGAGGCAGCAGCAAAGGGGAAAUAUGAAAUCUGUAAGCUUCUUCUAAAGCAUGGAGCAGAUCCAACUAAAAAGAACAGAGAUGGGAACACACCCCUAGACUUGGUGAAAGAGGGAGACACAGAUAUUCAGGAUCUUCUGCGAGGUGAUGCUGCCCUCUUGGAUGCAGCCAAAAAGGGAUGUUUGGCCCGAGUUCAGAAGCUGUGUUCUCCAGAAAACAUCAAUUGCCGAGAUACCCAAGGACGAAACUCCACCCCACUGCAUCUUGCCGCUGGCUACAAUAAUUUGGAAGUUGCUGAAUAUCUUCUAGAGCAUGGUGCUGAUGUCAACGCUCAAGACAAAGGAGGAUUAAUUCCACUACAUAAUGCAGCAUCCUAUGGGCAUGUGGAUAUAGCAGCUUUGCUGAUUAAAUACAAUACCUGUGUAAAUGCUACAGAUAAAUGGGCAUUUACACCAUUGCAUGAAGCAGCGCAAAAAGGAAGGACGCAGCUGUGUGCUCUACUUCUAGCUCAUGGAGCAGACCCAACAAUGAAGAACCAAGAAGGCCAAACACCUUUGGAUCUGGCUACCGCUGAUGAUAUCCGAGCCCUGCUGAUUGACGCAAUGCCACCAGAGGCCUUGCCGACUUGCUUUAAACCUCAAGCUACUGUAGUUAGUGCUUCUAUCAUUUCACCAGCAUCAACCCCAUCCUGCCUGUCUGCUGCCAGCAGUAUAGAUAACCUUGCCGGACCUCUGGCAGAAAUUGCCGUGGGAGGGGCAUCCAAUGCUGGGGAUGGAGCAGCAGGAACUGAGAGGAAAGAAGGAGAAGUUGUCGGUCUGGACAUGAACAUCAGCCAGUUUCUGAAAAGCUUGGGUCUGGAACAUCUUCGGGAUAUCUUUGAAACAGAACAGAUUACCUUGGAUGUACUGGCAGACAUGGGGCAUGAAGAGCUGAAAGAAAUUGGCAUUAAUGCCUAUGGGCAUCGUCAUAAGUUAAUAAAAGGUGUAGAGAGACUUCUAGGUGGGCAGCAAGGCACCAAUCCAUAUCUGACUUUUCACUGUGUCAGCCAAGGAACUAUUCUUAUAGACCUUGCUCCUGAUGACAAAGAACAUCAAUCUGUGGAAGAAGAGAUGCAGAGCACCAUAAGGGAACACAGAGAUGGUGGCAAUGCUGGAGGGAUCUUCAACAGGUAUAAUGUCAUCCGGAUUCAAAAGGUUGUAAAUAAGAAGCUGAGAGAGAGAUUCUGCCAUAGACAGAAGGAAGUCUCGGAAGAAAACCAUAACCAUCAUAAUGAACGCAUGCUCUUUCAUGGGUCUCCUUUUAUUAAUGCUAUUAUUCACAAAGGAUUUGAUGAAAGGCAUGCAUACAUUGGAGGGAUGUUUGGAGCUGGCAUUUACUUUGCGGAAAACUCUUCUAAAAGUAACCAGUAUGUAUAUGGAAUUGGUGGAGGCACAGGCUGCCCCACACACAAAGACAGGUCCUGCUACAUCUGCCACAGACAAAUGCUUUUUUGUCGCGUGACAUUGGGGAAAUCCUUCUUGCAGUUCAGCACCAUGAAAAUGGCGCAUGCCCCACCUGGGCAUCACUCUGUAAUUGGCAGGCCAAGCGUAAAUGGACUUGCAUAUGCCGAGUAUGUCAUCUAUAGAGGGGAACAGGCCUAUCCUGAGUAUCUGAUUACAUACCAAAUUGUAAAGCCAGAAACUCCUUCACAGACUGCAACGGCUGCAGAGCAGAAGACCUAGUAAAUACCGGUUCAGUGACGCAAUUUACACAACUUACAUAACUUAUGGACUGUAUGGAUGACAUUAGUUUCAAAACAUCAACAUUAUAUGAAAUUCUGGAACUAAGCUCUAUGUGUUUUAUAAAGCCUUGCUCUAUAAACAAAUAUGAGUAAUUGAUAAGUACUCAAUUGCUACUGUUCCUUUUGAGGAAAUGUUUACAAAGGUUUGCCUUUUAACAACAUAUCUCAGGCUCAUUUUCCCUGCAGCUGCCAUGUGUGUGGUGAUAUCAUUGCUUCCAUCUGGGUGUUUGGGAACAUUAUUUAACAAGCAGGGCUAUGCCAUGACCAUAUUUUUUCAAAGAAUUUCUGAUGCCACUGUUCCAGUAACGUGAUACACAUAACUUGUAUUGAACCCCUGCCGCCUUCUCAACAUUCAAAGUCGGUUUUAUUUUUAUUUCGUAUGACAAAAAAUGAGCCAGGCCCUUCUUGAGGAUAUUUUUUGCACAAAGUCAAGUUGACUAAAACCAAUUAACAAUGCAAUAGGAAUUUCUUGUCCAAGAAGUUGUUAGAGAGCUAGUUCUGUGGUCUGGGAUUCUUUUUGCACUUUUAUGGUAAUUCCUUUUUUAUGUUGCUAGAAACAUAAUUUUCGGGCAGAAACUCAUCCUUGGAACUUGGUGAGUUUUUCUUUCUCUAAGUUCCUCCAAGUAUCCCUGCAGCCACCUCAUAAAAAGCUGUCUGUUCUUGAAACAUGAUCUGCUCUCUCCCAGCUAAAAUUCCAAUAGCUGUUGUUAACAGAGGAGGCUUAGUGAGAGCACUUACGGAAGGAAACAAAAUAUACAUGCUUUGAAGGUGUCUGGUAAACUGCCUAAGGAAUUUUGAUAGGAUGAGUAUAAAUAGGUAGAUCUGCCAGAGGAACCUUCACUGAAGGGUCUGCUUGGGCCUAUUUUCGUUUUUGGAAAGAGUGCAGAAGCAGGGCUUCCAGUUCAGACAAUCCCCCACCAUUCCCCUUUCCUUAGUCCACCUGCCCAGGAUCACAGGAUCAAUGAGCGAGUAAAUGGAAGCCAUUACGGUUGCUUGGAGCCAAUGUCUCCUGCUUCCUGGUUUGCUUCUCCCCGUGAUGAUGAGGAGUAGCAAGGGAGGGGAGGGAGUGAGACAGGCACCUGCUCCAGGUCUCUCAUUAGGUACAAUCCCAGAGAAAACAGUGAAUCUGUUAGGACAUGUUGUCUAUUAAGCUCACUUUGGGCUCUUGCACUCGAACAGGAAGAAUUACUUAUCUGUGUAAGGAUUCAGCCACAUGCUGUCCUGGCAGGAGUAUACUAACAUGGCAUGCAAAUCAUCUUUUCUCCAAUGAAAUUGUUUUUUAAAAACCUAUAGUCCAGUAUAUUUGCAUUCAUCUUAUCCGAGAAGGCUACUAGUUAGCUUCUCUUUAUUAAACUUGUCCCCUUUAAUUUUGUUUGAUGAUCUCCUUAAUGAUCAUCAUUAUCAGAGGUUAACACAAAAACUAUUUUUUCCAAGAAAGGCAACUUUUUUACAAUGCAAUAACUUUACAAAAAAGGAAGAAGUUGAACAUUAAAUAGUAAUAGAAGUUUAUAAAUAGGAUAUGUAACAGAGAGAUUGCAAUGUUUUUAGAACUAUAACCUUGCAAAAUCUUUAGUCAGAGGUCAAUAGCCAAAGAAGGUUGGAUUGCUCAAGUUACAGUUCUUCCAUUAAUGCUUUUUAUUCCUUGAGAAUAAAAAUAGCAGACUGUUGCAAUUGUUUUAUGAAAUAUACUGGCAUCUGCUUGGAAAUGGGGGCAAAAGUCUUUAUCUGCUGAAACAGCAAGCACAAAAACAAAGCCCAAAGAAGUUUCUGGAAAAAUGUCUUUGCCAAGAAUAAUCAUGUAGAUUUCAACGUUUGUCAAAUGCAGUUCUUGAUUCAGGCUGGCUAAAUGCCUUCUAGUGUUAGAGAGACCAGAUGAAGCAAGUUUUGACAGCUGUGAACAUUUCCUUUUUGCUUCAGUUGUCAAAGCCACUUGGUUUUGUUGGGUUAUGAUGUGGAGAUAAAGCUGAUCAGGAUAACCUUUUCUUUCAAUUUAUGUCAAAGUUGGGAAGGUAUGUUGGCCCUUCACUGUUAGAAUUCAUAUGAACACUCAUAUGAAUGUUGUUAAGCACAGCUGGUGGGUUGUGCCAACUGCAGUAGAAUUGCAAAUUAAUGUGAAAGUCUACUUUCUGCCAACUUCAUGUAGACGUUAAGUGGAACCCAGCUGUUUUCAUAGUUUAGCCAAGUGGUUAACAUGAAUGUAGAAAUUCAGUGUUUCUUUCUCCAAGGAAGGGGUGAGAAUGCUCGAUUCUGUGGCUGUCUGUUUCCUCCAAUGUGCUAGUUGAGCUAAUGAAUGUUUUAGAUUUCAUCUAGAGCCCUAAACUCCCAGAAUCUCCAACUUGUAGCCCUAAUCUUUUAAACUGCCCGUGUUUGUAACUGAUGUUUUGUGCAGAGUAAAAGGUGCUGUGCGAGGAAUUCCAUUUGCAGUGGCUUUUGUCUGAUAGUAAUGUGUUUCUCUUAAUCCUUUUCCUGGUCAUAUCCUGAAAAAUGUGCAUGCAUGUUUGCUCAAGCCUUCAGAAAUCCCAAAGCCAAACUUGGGUAAUCUUAGAAGACUAAAAUGUACAUCUAGUAUUCACUGCCUUUCAAACUAAAGUAACAGCUACCUUUCUCUGAAAUAGGACUGGUUUUUCUGAGAAGAGCUCAUACACAUGAUUCCUAAGCACAGGUAUUUGGCAUUAGUUCCCAUAAUUAUUAAUUUGGGGGAGCAUCUCGUUUAUGCUCUAUGGAAGGAACCUGGGAAGUGCCUUUUCUGUGAAGUCAGAGUACCACAGGGGUUAUGCUGUUUAGAUAAACACAGUAUUCUGUUUGUCUCCCAGUAAAAACAAUCAGUUUUAUCCCCCGCAGAGAAAGAUUGGAUAGUAAAGGAUAUGUCACAAAUGUGGUACAGUCCGUUUACUCAUUAGCUUUGUCCCACACCAGGUGUGAGGCACAUGAGGGACACGGUUUAUGUCUUGGAGUUCAUAUUUUUCUCCAGAAUGUAAAGUCCACUUGCCUCGAGUGUUGCUCGGCAUCCCAGCUUUGCAAACAUCAUUGCAUUACCUGGGGACGUGCUUCUUUGGGAACGUGGGCAUAUGGGCUGUUGUGCACAGUAGUCAGCAAACCCAGGGCUGCCACCAGCAUGCAUUCCUGCAGGGAACCAUUCCCAGUCCCAGCUCCUUGGCAAGCAUAUCCCGAUGCUGCACACACUGACAAGCAGUGGGUUGAGACUGUCUCCCUGCACACACUCAGGGUGACAAGAGCAAGCUCCUCUCUUCACCCGUUCAUACCACACAGUAAGCAGAACGCCUGAAGAGGGCUUUUGUCCGCCAGGAUACUGAAUGCAAACCUGCUGCUGAGGAAAUCCAUGACACUGUUUCCAGUGCUGUGUAGUACGCGGGAUACAUUGCGUUCAUUGUUUUAACACUGCAUUCAAUUAUUACUGAAAAUUAUGAGAACAAACCCUCCAUAAUAUUACAUACUUGUGUGGCUGCUGGAUAACUGUGGUUAAGAGGAACCAGAUAUGAUUGAGUGACUGACACAUACGACAGAUGCAGUAAAAAGCAAACAGUCAGGCGGCUUUGUACCAUUUGAACUCUCUGUCAGUCCACAUUUACAGCAGCUCCUUCUGUGUCCAUACACUGCUGCAGGACUUGUGUGUAGGACCCAUAUUGGUGACUGCAGCCGUGUCUGUGCUAUUUUGUAGUACAAAGUGGCUGUCAGUUCCCUGUGCUGCCUCCCAUAGUGGCCGUGUGGAGGCUGUUGCAAAUGGAAAAUUAAAGUGGUCAUUGGCCGUUAACACAUUUUAUAAUGUCCAGCUUGCAGCUGCAAACUUCUUGAGGUUGCUAUUGAUUAUUAAAAUGUCAGUAUGAAUAAAAGUUCCAGUGUUCCCCCCACAUACACAUCAUCCAACUGUAAUGGGUUUUCCCCCAGUACCUGUUCCUUAAUCCCAUCUAAAUGGGUGUAUAAGCCAUGCAUGCAAGAGAAGCUUGAUUUGUAACUCUUGCUGGUGCCUCCAAAUCAAUGGCACAAGCCUUCGGCUGUUUGCAAAGGAAUUGCCUUAAAUUUGGUUUCAUUAUAGAUAAAAAUGGUCCCUCAGAUUUGCAGCCAGAAGUGAGGCUCUGCGUAUUUUGUGAACCUUCAGCAGCACUGGAAAAGUACAGAAUGAUAUUCAAUGCAGCCUUUAGCUUCCUGGAAAUAUCACCAUCACAAAAUGGCUAGCAAGUUCCUAGUUCUUAUAUUUGCAAGGAUCUUCCUGUAAAAUGUGCGAGCAAUGAGCCUACAGAAAUCUUAGAAAUCAGUGGGCUUUUUGAUUGAACUUGCCCUGGGCCAGAGUUUGGUUACUCUUCAUAGCUCCUUGCCUCUCCUUGUGACUGGUGAAGCUAAAACAAGUUAUGCAAAAUUGUAGAAUUAGGUUUGGUUAAGUAACAAUUAGUACUUAAGAAAAGUGUAACAAGUUUUUAUUUUUGGGAAGUAAGAUAGUGCAUUGUGCUUAGAUGGCCUAAUUUGGAGAAGGAUGAAGAAGUUUGCUUGUUUGUUUGAGAGCAGAGUACACACCCAUUUUUCAUUCGUGCCUACUUAAGGGUUUUGCAGAGCAGUUUCUUUCAUAGUUUAUUGGAUUCAGGAAAACAUGGCUUGUGAUUAAAUAGCUGAGGACAAUUUCCAGAGGAUUAGCCAUGCUAAGUCUGUUGUAUAAGAAGCAACAGGAUUCUGUGGUACCUUAAAGACUAAUACCUUUAUUAUAACUUAAGAUUUUUGGACCAGAAUUGGACUGCAGUCUGCAAAAGCUGAUGCUAUAACAGAGAACAUUGUAGUAUUUUCCUCUAAUUUUCAUGUUCCUUGUGGUCUGUUGUUCAGAAGGUGGAGAAAGAAGACAAAUCAUGUGUCUAAACUGAAAUGUCUUUCUGCCAUAAAAUACUGGGUUCUGUAGCUUACUGAUCACAGGGUAAUUUGUGUGUGUGUGUACUUGUCCCAGUCAACUUACUGGUAAAGGAUUUUAAAGGCUGCUUGUUUACACUGCAAUCUCAAUGAAUAGAUUUUUUAAAAUUUAUUUGCAAUGUUGUUAAAACUUUCAACAGGUUUUUAGAACUUGCCAUUUGUUUGCAGUAGCCAUCAGCCUAUGUAUACAGUCUCCUAACAAUGUUGACAGCUAGUUAUUUCCAUAGGCAUUAAAGUGCUAGCUUUGCAUUAAACAGAAUUCUUGUAUAUCUUGCUUGCAUAGCUAGCCUCAAUGCCUAUCGACUGUAGAAGAAGGUAUGAAGUCCCAAUACGGCCUUUCAUUUUCUGUGACCUGGAGCUGGGAUGGUGUUUAUUUGAUAAAACUAUCCUCUUGAUAAAAGAGGGUAAUAGAUUCUCUUACCCAGUGUGAUGAAAUUUUGCAUAAAGCCAGUGUAACAACUGAGUUAGAUCUUACUGUGCUUUGACUUAAUGUCUGACCUAUAGUAUUUGUGACAGAGUAAGAUUCAAUAAACACUCUUUUUUAACACUUGCA